AUGUUUAAGCAAAAUGUGGUGGUGGUGAUGAUGCUUAUACUUGGUGUUAUUCUUCCACCACCGAUUCAAAGCUUGAAACUAAAAGCAGGGAAUUGGGGUAAAAGUUUUCCAAGAAAAAAUCAAGAAACAGAAACAAACCUUCAGUUUUAUUUCCACGACACAGUCAGCGGAAAAAACCCAAGCGUUGUUCAGGUAGCAGAACCAAUAGACAAGAGCAAACAAUCCGAUACACGUUUCGGAAGCAUCUGGAUGGCAGAUGACCCGUUAACAGAAACAUCAGACCCGAAGUCGAAGCUCGUGGGCCGGGCCCAAGGUAUUUACGCGUCGUCGGGUCAGCAUGAGUUCGGGCUUCUUAUGUCUCUGAGCUACUCGUUUGUUGAUGGGCCGUAUAAUGGCAGCACGUUUGCUCUGGUUGGGAAGAACUCAGCCAUGAACCCCGUUCGUGAGAUGCCGGUUGUUGGUGGCACUGGGCUUUUCCGUAUGGCAAGGGGUUACGCCAUUGCUAAGACUCAUUUGUUUGAUUUGACCACCGGUGAUGCUAUUGUUGGCUACAAUGUCACACUCGUUCAUUAG
This is a messenger RNA of Lathyrus sativus (Indian pea), 573 nucleotides long. The record is from the annotation of a GenBank genome assembly. NCBI's taxonomy places the organism in Eukaryota, Viridiplantae, Streptophyta, Magnoliopsida, Fabales, Fabaceae.